AUGGACUCAAGCAGGCAUGGUUUGCAUCCGCUGCAAAAUAGCCUCCUCCACCAAUCACAGAUGGACAUCUACAACUCAAUAACGGGUAUCAGGAUCUCAGCCAUCCCCUACAACUUUAAUAGCUAUGACCAGUUCAAACAGUACAUAUCUGCCUCUUUUGGUAUCGCCCCGGCAGACUUGUUUCUACUCACAGCAUUCGGAAUCAAGCUCAAAUUCUCCAUGAUCAUGAAUGGCGAUGUAAGAGAGGUGUACGUGUUUGACAGGAGGUUUUACGAUGGUCAGCAAAUGGUAGACGAUAAGCUGGACACGGCCUUGGAGUCUCUGAAUCAGUGUGAAAUGCUAAAUAUGAUCAAGCCAAUGAGAAGUCCUCUGGAAAACGCAGAUAUCCUACGGUUUGUGAGUUACUUGAAAGAUAUCACCAAUAGACCUAAUCUAAGUACUGAGGACUUGGAUCUCAACAAACUGCGGUUGGUUCUGAAUUCCCUAAAAAGGAGUUCAGGCUGGGCCGCAGCUCUGUUGAGUGACCUCAAGAAAACUAAUUAUUACAAGAAAGUCAAUGAAGAAGUAUUGUGCGACAAUAAAAAGGAAAUUGAAAUAAUACUGAUCUCACACAAUGCACUCAUACAAUAUACCAAUCUCAUGUUCAAGACCCUAGAAAAAAGUUUCAACGAAAGUGUAGACUCUCUGAUAAUGCUGCAAGAGCAAUCUUUACUUGAAAAUUGGAAGAGCUACUAUCAGAUUUUAAAAGGUGUUCGUUUUAAAGGCAAUUAUGUUCUAAGUGACCUGCUUGAUGAGAAAAUGCUUGAAAAUGUGGCUGCAGAUAGUAAAGCACUCAUGGGCAACGUCAACGAUAAACUGACAAGAUUGAGAUCGAGGAUUGAUUCCGAGAUAAUUUCCAAGCGAGUAAUGAUCAAUGACUUGUACGAAUCGUUGAAGAAAAAAUAUCUGGAUGUUCCUAACUUAAACUCAAACUCACGAACGGAGAAUGAUAGUGACACUCUCAACCGUCUAACGGAGUUGGUAAACCAGGUUGUCAAAGACUCGAAAGAACUUCCCAUACUGGACGAAUUGUUGACCACAUCUGGCGGAAAUUCGACAACUUUGUCAGCAGAAUCAGUAAAGAAAAUAAACGUCCUAGUCUCUGUCUUUGAAACUCACUCUUCCACGAUUAUUCCUCAAAUAACGGAAUUAUCCAACAAACUCUAUGAUGAAAAAGUUGAAGCGCUGAAUUUGAAGCAAGACUUACAGAGAACCCUACUAAGUGACACAAUACAUAAGAUUGUUGGAGUGCAAUUGAGCAUUUUGAAGGCUACCAACCUUAUAAAUAAUGACCUCUCUAAGAACAUCAGCAAUCUUGAUUUCAACGAGUUGAAAAUGUCUAUUGUCAAAGAUCUACCACUUGUAUUUGGUCUGUGGCUCGCUGGUAAUCUAAAGAAAUUAAAAUGGCUGGAGAACUUUAACAAAGUAGCAUUCAAGGCUAAUGAAAUCUUGGAAAUGCUCAAAUUUAUUGAGUCAAAUUAUCGUUCCAAAUGGAUUGACGGGUUCAGCAAGACUAAUCCAUGUGUUAAUUCAAAUCAAGGACAGCGCAUAUUAGCAUUACAGAUAAAUGAAGAUUUGAAGCAACAAUUCGUUCGUGACCAUCUAGCUUCCUCCCGCAUUGUACUAAAAACUGGCUCCAAUGUACCAACUCCAGGCGGCUCAAAGGGAAACAGUAGAGCUCCAACUCCAGAGCAUGAUCCUCAUCCACCACAUUUGAAUGCUAUCAACAAGCUAUUGCACAAUUUCAACAAGGAUUACAAUUUUGGUAAUUUGAGACAAGCAAGUGAGGAGGUUGUCAGAACACAUUCACCUGCAACGAAGAGGGAUGAUAGAUUUGGUAACCAAUUUUGGUUGACUCUUAUUGACAACAUAACAACAGAAGACUUUUAUCACUACAUAGAUUCCUUGAAGGAAAACAAAGUGAAUAUCAAGGUUAUCAAACAGCUAGAGAAAAAUCUCACUGACCUUGGUUUGGGAAGGAUAUAUGAAACUUCCAAUGAUAAGGUAAUCAGUGCUGGAGGCGGCACUAUAGGGCCUUUAAACAGUCAAGAUACUAGCUACAUGAAUUUAUUGAAAAAGUUUUUGAAAAACUUUGAAAUUAAUGAUGUUACUAUCCAAAUAAACAUUAGUACCUUGGAAACAGAAAACGGAAAUAAUAACGAAAAAGAGAAAGAGCCAUCUUUUUCAAAUCAUGAGUUACUACAAGGUUACCAAAGACGCGUGAAGAAACUUGAAAGUCUUCUCUAUCAACAGAGUUUGCACCAAAGUGGACCUCCUCCUAUCAAUAUGGCUUAUCCUCCGAUAAGGGAUUAUCAGCAGCGGUCCAGUGCAAAUCUGAUGACCAGUGCAACGGCAACUGAAAUGCUUAUGGAUACGCAUGCCAGAAUUCAUGAUACUGACAUGAAACAGAAGCGAGAGAAUGUUGACGAAAUUCAAGUCCUGCAAACUCGAAUCGAACAGCUGCAAGCGAACCUAGAGCAGACUUCUAAAGAAAGAGAUGAUGAAAGAGAGCAGAAGGAAAUUUUGCAUUUAAAGCUCAUGAAGAGGGAUGAAGAAGGUGACGAAGAUGAGAAAAUUAAUGGCUUGGUUGCGGCUAACCACCAACUGCAGAUACGGUUGGAAGCUCUACAGAAACAGAAUCAAGAACUGCAGUCACUUCAAGAAAGAAAUAAUAAUGAGAUACACGCUUCUCAAGAACGGGAGAUUGAAGCUCUCAAGAAGCAAGUAGUCCAACUGACUGAAGAGAAGACACAAAUGUCUGAUGAAAAGGACAGAUUAGAUCUCUCCAAUGAACAUUGGAAGACACAGUAUGAGGAAGCUGCAAUGAUGAAGAAAGAUCUGCUAGAUAACAUGACAGCACAGGAACAAGAAUACAAAAACGAAUUAAACACACAUAUUAAGGAGGUCGAAGACUUGAAGGUGAAGGUUGAGAAUCUCGAAGAUGAAGAGGCCAAUUUGAUUGAAAUCAAAGAGAAUUAUGAAUCUAAACUUGCCCAAAAUGAGUCUCAUUUUGAGGAGCUUGAAUCAAUUAUCAAGUCUCUCUAUGGAAAGUUAAGACUUGUCAUUGAGCGGACAUUCCAGAAUGUCGUCACUGUAUGUCUGAUGUUGGAAGCAAUUGGUCUUUUAAUGAAAAGAGACGAACAAUAUGAGGAGAAUGACCCAUCUAAUGGUAUCAGGAUACAUCGUGUCAAGGGACUGAGAAGUAGAAGGCGAUCAACAACGUCUAAAGCAGCCUCCCCCCUUGGCAACGACGAAAUUCUAGAGCUCUCUUCACAGAUCGUUGCUGAGGCAGACAAACAGCUCGUUUAUUUCCACCAAGAGCCAGUCAAAGAGUUAGAAUCUUUGGAGACAGUACUUGAUUUCAAGUUCAAUCAGGAUUUCGAUAAGUUUACUCGCUUAACCUAUAUGGAUCAAAAGUUACUAGUCGAAAGCGUCACCAAAAGAUUCAAAGAUGUGGAGCAAUUGGCAAGAAAAUUACAGAAAGAGUCCAACUAUUCGAAAACGGAGAUCGAUGGACUGAUAAAAGAAGUAAACACCAGGAUUUCUAUCAAAGAUUUCAAGGUUGGAGACUUGGUCUUGUUCUUACCAACCAGAGAUGACACUAUCAAUAUGAACAUGGCAAAUACUGUUGAAGCAGUCAAUCGUAGAGCAUCUACAGUUGCCUCGUUUGAAACCUAUCAACCUUGGGCGGCUUUCAAUGUCGGUGCACCGCACUAUUUUUUAAUCAACGAUGUCUCUAAGAUUGAUCUCAAUGGACGUGACUGGGUUCUUGCACGGAUUGAAAGCAUGGAGGAGCAUAAGGUGACUAGAGAGGGUCAUAGAAGGAACGUUGGGAACCCUUACAAUCUGAAUCCUGAUGCAGUAUGGUAUGGAGUUAGAGCAAAGGAGGAGACAGUGGGAUGA
Messenger RNA from Komagataella phaffii GS115, 3942 nucleotides. RefSeq names its product Adapter protein for pexophagy and the cytoplasm-to-vacuole targeting (Cvt) pathway. Gene Ontology annotation, biological process: autophagosome assembly; autophagy of peroxisome; piecemeal microautophagy of the nucleus. NCBI's taxonomy places the organism in Eukaryota, Fungi, Ascomycota, Pichiomycetes, Pichiales, Pichiaceae. Gene Ontology annotation, molecular function: molecular adaptor activity; protein kinase binding. The coding region runs from base 1 to 3942 and encodes 1313 amino acids. The record is from RefSeq and is a predicted model, not a curated record. Gene Ontology annotation, cellular component: phagophore assembly site membrane; extrinsic component of membrane; Atg1/ULK1 kinase complex. The transcript has a single exon.